AUGCCGAUCCGCGCGCUAGACGAUUGGGUCUCUGGCAUCUCUGCCCGCACGACCUCAUCGCUCCCCCUCUCCGCUCUAAAGGGGGCCGUCGUCGGUAUCGAUGCGUCGCACUACAUCUCUCAGCACCUCAUCCACCCCUCUACCCGCGAGCCGCUUCUGAUUGCCCUCGGAGGCUUUCCUUUCGCACUAAGAAGCAACAUUGAGAAGGAACUGCAGGUCUUCAAGGACUUGGGCGUGGCCUGUAUAUUUGUCUUCAAUGGCUUGGACUUUGGGAAGAAGAACCAGCGACCUCACGUGCAUCAUGAGACCGUGAGGGCGUUUGAGAAUGCUUGGGAGCUAUAUGAUCAACAGCAGGCGGACCAGGUCGUUGAUGCGUUUAGUAGUGUUGGUACACCUCGACCGGAGUCUCUGUAUCGCUUUUUGCAGCGCAUUCUCGUUCAGAAUGGUGUCGACUACAUGGUAGCGCCAUACAGUGCCGCCGCCCAGCUCGCUCAUCUCAGCAACGGUCCCAAUUCGGUAAUUGACGCCAUCUGGGGACCAUCGGAAGUACUCCUGUUCGACGUCGAGAAGCUUAUCACGCGGAUUGAAAUCGACCCCGCCCAAUUCUUCUGGAUCACCAAGCAUACAUGUCAAGAUGAACUUGGCAGGUUAACGAAUGAACAGUUCCUCGAUUUUGCCCUCCUUCUCGGCUCUUCAUUUCUUCAGACCUUCCCAUUCUUCGAAAACCCCGCAUUCCCAGGAAAAGCUGCUUCUGUCCGCGAGGCUCUGACUAUGUUUAAUAGCACUGGACGGAGCGCCCUCUCUCUAUGCGGGCAGUACGAAGAGGAACGCCGCAUGCAGGACCUAGAGUAUACGGAUCGUUACAAGCGCGCCUACAUGAAUGUCAAACAUCACGUGGUCAUGGACAUGGAGGGAAGAGUUGGUAUAAUGGAUGUUGAAAAUGCCCCCAACGACAUGCACGAGGUGAUCGGCCAACGACUUCCGGAGGAACUUUAUUUCUAUAUGUCGAAAGGAAUGCUCGGUCCUGACGUUCCUAACUAUCUUACGUCUGGGGAAGUUCUGAUUUCAUUGCCUCUAGGCAUCGAGGACUCACAGGUUUACCGGCGGGUCGCUGGCGAGAUCCUUGCCCCGCUCAGAGAACAGGCCAUAUUCCUACUGUCAAAUAACCUCCAUCGGUUCUAUCAGAGCAAAACAAUCCAUGUUCGGACAUGGUAUAAUGAAAAUGUCGACUCUACCAUUACUCUCCGAACGCCUCCUCAGGUAGUACACUCCAUUCUGUCCUGGAAGAUUUCGAGUGAACGGUACACCGAAGGAGUCAAGAAGUUGCAGGGUUCUUCUGGGCCAUUCAAAUUUGCCGUUCAAAGCCUGAAAGACACCGAAUUCGCGUCGAAAACAUUUGCAUCCAAGAAUGUCACGCCCCUAUCGACGAAAGAUGAGAUCCUCGCCAAUGUAUACUGGCGAUUUUUGCAACUUCGUGGUUAUGUGAACGAAAAGCAUCAACUCACGCCUUGGGGUGUUUGCCUAGAGCAAGCUCUGUCGGUUCUCAACCCAGAAGACUCCCUUGAGGAAGCUACAUUUGUGGCCAUCGAGUUGCUUCGAUUCGGAGUUCUCAAUGCUGAACAGUGGUUCUCACACGUAUCGGGAGGGCCGAUGAGAGGCUCUGAUGAGGACAAAUCUUUUAAUAUGUUAAUUUCCCGCGUUGCCUGCGUUGGCAAGCUGCGGCACAAGAACAUUGGUUACUCUGGGCCACUGAGCAGACAGUUACUCUCUUACCGUUCACUUAUCACCGAAGUCCGUGCGACACUGCGAAACCUCAUUGAGAUCUCACUCGUUAGCCUGCUUCUCAGCGGGGACGCAAACCGCGAUCGCAAUGACUGGACUGAACUAGCUAUCAGGCAAGUCUGGCACUCUGGCCUUCCGUUCAUUGAUGAUAACGACUGCGGUCUGGGGAUUGCUGUCCGGACGUACCUUGACGACCUGCCACUGCAGUCUGACCCAACCUCAAAAGAGGCGCGCGAAGAGGUGAAGGCCAAGGGCAAGGAGUGGUUCCAGCACAGCGAUAGCUUUACAGGAAACUUGGACAGGGCAUUCAAACUCUGGGAUGCGGUCUACAAAGGUUCCCAGAAUGCGGGCAAGGAGUUUAAGGAGGCAAAGACUUGGGCUGAUGCGAACAAAUGGUUGUCUGAGAGACGGUGA
Messenger RNA from Aspergillus mulundensis, 2196 nucleotides. Its product is annotated as MKT1 family protein. Gene Ontology annotation, cellular component: nucleus. Lineage: Eukaryota; Fungi; Ascomycota; Eurotiomycetes; Eurotiales; Aspergillaceae. Gene Ontology annotation, biological process: DNA double-strand break processing; DNA recombination; mismatch repair. The record is from RefSeq and is a predicted model, not a curated record. Gene Ontology annotation, molecular function: 5'-3' DNA exonuclease activity; 5'-flap endonuclease activity. Bases 1 to 2196 code for a protein of 731 amino acids. The transcript is spliced from 9 exons.